Molecule: messenger RNA, 717 nt
Organism: Musca vetustissima
Lineage: Eukaryota; Metazoa; Arthropoda; Insecta; Diptera; Muscidae
Gene: Lipt2
Product: putative lipoyltransferase 2, mitochondrial
Exons: 1
Coding region: 1-717 (238 amino acids)
Biological process (GO): protein lipoylation
Cellular component (GO): mitochondrion
Molecular function (GO): lipoyl(octanoyl) transferase activity
Source: RefSeq, a predicted model, not a curated record
AUGGUUAAAUUAAAACCCUUAGUUAACGUAUUAAAUGUUGGUCGUAUCAAAUAUCAACAGGGCUUACAACUGCAAAAAUUCCUAACAAAUCAAUCAAACGAACCAUUUACCGAAUUUCGAAAUUAUUUGGUAUUACAAGAGUUCGAACCGGUCUAUACUAUUGGAAUACGCACCAAGGGAUACACACAAGAAGAUGAAGAACGGCUGAGAAAGUUGGGCGCGGAAUUCUAUAAAACCAAUAGAGGUGGUCUUAUAACAUUUCAUGGUCCUGGGCAGUUGGUGGCAUAUCCAUUGUUGCAUUUAAAACAAUUUAAGCCAAGUAUGCGUUGGUAUGUUGCCAAUCUCGAACAAAUGGUCAUUGAAACGUGUAAACAAAUGGGCGUUGCAAAUGCAACCACAACCGAGGAUACCGGUAUAUGGGUAGAUGGAGAACGUAAAAUCUGUGCAAUUGGUGUUCAUGGUUCGAGAUAUGUUACAACACAUGGUAUUGGUUUUAAUUGUUGUACCGAUUUGAAAUGGUUUGACCACAUAGUUCCAUGUGGUAUUGAGGGCAAGGGUGUUACAUCACUGAGUGAGGAACUAAAACGGAACGUGACAAUAGAGGAAACUUCGGAAAAACUUAUUGAGACAUUUGGCAAAGUUUUCCGGUGUGAUACAGUAGAGUAUAACAAAGUGGAAUUGGAAGAUGUGUUGGAUAAGGCACGGCGGCAUAGUUAA